AUGUUGUCAAAAACUUUGUUUAGACAGACAAGAAUAUCCAAUGUUAGACGCCUACUACUACAACCAACGAUAAGAUCAUUUUCACAAACUUUCACCAAAUUCCAAGAAGUUUCAAAAGAACCAUCAUCAACUUCAUCAGAACAACCGAAAAGAAGACCAUUAAGUAGAGUAGCAAUUGGUGGCUCAAAGGACUCAAAUAAAAAUUUUAACAAGGGAAGUGGGCUAGAAUUUGCAACAUGGAAAGCAGUAGUUUUAUUAGUAGUUGUUGGAGGUAUAGGUACAUAUUUUUUCCAAAAGGAAAAAGCUAGAUUACAUCAAUUAAGAGAAAUGGAACAAAAUAAAAAAAUUGGUAAACCAUUAAUUGGAGGACCAUUUAAAUUGAUGGAUACUAAUGGGAAUGAAUUUACUGAACAAAAUUUAAUUGAUCCAAAGGGUAAAAAAUUUUCAAUAUUAUAUUUUGGUUUUAGUCAUUGUCCUGACGUAUGUCCUGAAGAAUUAGAUAAAUUAGGUGAUAUGCUAGAUAUAUUAAAAGAAAAUAAAGUUGAAAUCCAACCAAUUUUUAUAACUUGUGAUCCAGCUAGAGAUUCUCCAGAAGUAUUAUCAAAAUACCUAGAAGAUUUUCAUCCAGGUAUAAUCGGAUUAACAGGUAGUUAUGAAGCAGUUAAAGACACAUGUAAGAAAUAUAGAGUUUAUUUUUCAACACCACCAGAUGUUAAACCAGGUCAAGAUUAUUUAGUUGAUCAUUCUAUAUUUUUUUACGUUUUAGAUCCUGAAGGUAAUUUCGUUGAUGUUAUUGGUAGAGAAUCUUUAGCUCCUCAAAGUGCUGAAAAAAUUACACAAUGUUCUGAGGCUUUUAUUCCACUGGAUCAAAUUGAAGCUAAAAAGCAAGGUAUGUUUGGAUUUCUUUAUAAAUGA
Molecule: messenger RNA, 915 nt
Organism: Lodderomyces jiufengensis
Lineage: Eukaryota; Fungi; Ascomycota; Pichiomycetes; Serinales; Debaryomycetaceae
Gene: SCO1
Product: Cu-binding protein
Exons: 1
Coding region: 1-915 (304 amino acids)
Biological process (GO): intracellular copper ion homeostasis; mitochondrial respiratory chain complex IV assembly
Cellular component (GO): mitochondrial inner membrane
Molecular function (GO): copper ion binding; copper chaperone activity
Source: RefSeq, a predicted model, not a curated record